CGCGGGAGAAAGGAGAGCACCAGAUCUGAGAGAGAAGACCAGAAGCCACCUCUGAAAACAGCCGACUCUGAUCUCCGAGAAUGGAUGCUAAGGGCUCGCUCCUCACCGUUGUCGCCUUGGUGUUUUUCCUCUGCUUCCAGCGUCCGGCGGCUCACCCCAUCCAUGGCCUCAGCCCGGCCGAGGAGCUAGCCAAUAUGGAGGCUCUCCUGGAGACGUUGGAGGAAAAAGUGGCCUUGAUGGAGGACUUACAAAGCAACCCUGAAGACUUUGAGAUCCAGGCCGAAGAUGACCUGAACGAUCGGCCUGCGGCCGACGACUUCCCCGUCUUCUCCGACCGGACGGCUCUGCUGAAACACAUACGAGGAAUUCAGGCAGCCAAAAGCCUGAGAGAAUCGGGCUGCUUCGGCCGACGGUUGGACCGGAUCGGAUCCGUCAGUGGGAUGGGAUGCAAAGGAUUCAGAAGACACUAAAAGCAGCUCCUUUUUCCCCGGGCGUGUGAAUUUCCGAAGAUUUAUUUUUUUCCAAUCUGUGGGCACUGGAACAAGACAAGCCCUCCGUCUAUUUAUUUAUUUAUUAACUUAUUUAUUACCUUCCUUUGUUUGCUUCUUUUUUCCCCUCCUCCCCUUUCCUUUUUCAAAAAAAAAAUGUUAAAAAAAGUUUUUUCUUAUUUUCAGCACAGAGAACUUAGCCUGAAACGAUCAUUAAAAACUACAAUUAUCUUA
Messenger RNA from Crotalus tigris (Tiger rattlesnake), 722 nucleotides. Its product is annotated as natriuretic peptides A-like. Gene Ontology annotation, cellular component: nucleus; cytoplasm; extracellular region. The record is from RefSeq and is a predicted model, not a curated record. Lineage: Eukaryota; Metazoa; Chordata; Lepidosauria; Squamata; Viperidae. Gene Ontology annotation, biological process: neuropeptide signaling pathway; negative regulation of systemic arterial blood pressure; cGMP biosynthetic process. The transcript has 3 exons. Bases 81 to 470 code for a protein of 129 amino acids. Gene Ontology annotation, molecular function: hormone receptor binding; hormone activity.